Venturia canescens is the source of this 3465-nucleotide messenger RNA. RefSeq names its product Steroidogenic acute regulatory protein-like (gene Start1). The transcript has 11 exons. The record is from RefSeq and is a predicted model, not a curated record. Bases 435 to 1895 code for a protein of 486 amino acids. Gene Ontology annotation, molecular function: lipid binding. Gene Ontology annotation, cellular component: endoplasmic reticulum-endosome membrane contact site; late endosome membrane; lysosomal membrane. NCBI's taxonomy places the organism in Eukaryota, Metazoa, Arthropoda, Insecta, Hymenoptera, Ichneumonidae.
CAGUUCAAAUUUGAUAACAGUUUGAAAAAGCGCGCCGAGCGGUGCCGGCUCCCGAGCGGAAGAAUGAGAAACUAAGAUCCAGGCAGUUUCGCAAUCUCCAAACGCUUCUGCAGCUCCCGAAUCUCCGAGUGUGAGUGAGUGUCGCAAAGGUGCACGUGUGUGUUUUUUGACACGAAAGAGACUCGGAAAUAUUGACAGGAAAUAAAAAAUAAAGGAGUGCUUGAAUUGUUGAAAACUGAUCAAUUGCUCGUCGGAAAUUGAUUCUCCCUCAUUAUUGUGUCUGAAUGUAGUGUGUGUGCAAGUAUUAAGUGGUGCGCAGUGAAGUGGAAGCAUCGUGACAAACUGUAAGAAUGCCACCGAAUAAUUGUCCUCGACGCUGAUGCGUCCAUCGAGUCAACAAUCGUCUCCUGUUCAGGAGAUAAGAAACGGCCUGAAUGAUGGCGGAGGAUCAUCGUCAACUGAGGGUCGGCCUGGCCGGCGAAACCCUUCUCAGUGCUUCGCUGCAGUCCCACAGAAGUUCUUAUGCCCAACGGAGCAUAAGCAGCAUCAAUAGAAUGUCGGAUGAGAUGCCCAGCGAAGAUCUUAUCGCUGGAGCGCGACAGGGCAACAAAAUCUCGAAUGUCAGACGAUUUUUUUGCCUUUUCGUCACAUUCGACCUUUUUUUCACAGCUCUCGUUUGGCUUAUUUGUACAAUGAUUGCUGGGGAGAGUAUCAAGAGUGCAUUCGAGAACCAGGUCGUGCAUUACAAACUCGAGACGUCGCUCUUCGACAUCGUUAUGGCAGCUGCGUGCAGAUUCACGGUACUCAUACUAUUUUACGCCAUGCUCCACCUCAAUCAUCGACUCAUCAUAGCUCUUACGACUGCCUCGACAUGUGCCUUCAUCAUAGCCAAAGUUUCGUUCUUCGACUGGUCGCAAAACAGCCAGCCUGCUUUCCAAGGAUUCUUAAUAAUAACGUCAUUCACUCUGGCCUGGGGCGAAGCCUGGUUCUUCGAUUUUCGGGUGAUACCGCAGGAAACGGCUGCCAGAGAUUGGAUAUCGGCCAAUUCGAUGGAUCCCGAAACUGCUCCGUUGAUCCGACAUCUCCUCGACGAUCCCAUGGGACGAGUAGAAAAUGCAGGCAAUUUUUUCACUCCCAUGGACUCACCGAACCAUUCGGAUGCCGAUGACGAACCGAACGAAAUCGGCAUCAGCGCUGGAAGCAUCGAAGAAUCGAGCAGCGAUUUACCCACAAUGCCUAGGCUCACACCCAGAAUGAGACAAGAGUACAAAUGUAAAGCGGAAGGUCUCAUAGAUCGUUGCUAUGUAUUACUCACUUCGAACGAGUGGACGGAAACAAAAACGACGAGUCGGGGCGACAGGAUCUCUUUCAUGACCUGGAACCAUGGAAAAAUUAUGAAAAUUGAGGGCGUGAUCGAUGCACCGGCUUCGGGCUUACUCGAUUGCUUAUACGAGAACGUCGAGGCGACACACACGUGGAACAAACAAGUUAUGGAAAGCGCUAGGACAGUGAUCGAUGAAGACACCGACAUAGUUUAUCAAUCAACCAAGUCCCACGGUGGUGGAAUAAUCGGUCCACGUGAUUUCAUAACCCUCAGACAUCGCGGUAGACAUGAAAAUUAUCAUAUAAUUAGCGGUAUUGGGAUUCAUUGCAAUGAGAUACCAGCGCGAAAAAAUUUCACCAGGGGUGAAAAUGGGCUGGUUUGUUGGGCGACGGAGAGCAUCGAAGGCGAUGAUAGUUGCCCUGGAAGAUGUCGUUUCACGUGGAUACUAAAUACAAAUUUGAAGGGAUGGAUACCACGAAAGGUAAUCGACACAUCGCUCACCGCAGUCCUCGUUGAGUUCAUGGGUUAUUUGAGACUUUACGUUCAGGAGCUGAACGGAGUCACGGCUUGAGUGACUAAGUUACAACGAAAAGAAACAAACGAAACGUGUAAAUAAAUAUAAGGUUUGUAUAUUUAUAUAUAUAUGAGAAGGAUUCCGCCGGAAAUUUUACCCUGAGAUCAGUUUCUCUCGCUCCCUCUCCAUCCGAGUACCAAUUUCUCGGCCUCUGGAUUUCUAUUUUUUUGUAAAAUAUAAAUAAUCCGAAGCUUAUCGUCUCGACAGCCAAUUGAGGGUUUCCAAAAUCGUAAGAAAAAAAUGUUGGAUUACUGACAACAGUUGCUCGCAAUAUUACGCUUUCCAGAUAUUCUGAGUAAGGAAAUUGAUCAAUUGCAAAUUCUUGAUUUUUUUUCAACUUUUUUUUUCGAGAAAAGCUAAAAAUUAUGUUUCUUUUGGAAAGCCUAAAUGAUAGUGGUGAUUUAAAAAUAUAAUUCUGGGGAUUUUGGUACGUGGAAAUUUCGACGUGGAGUCCUUCGUGUAUAUACAUUUAUAUCGAUAAGAAAAUAAUUAAAAAUGACAAUGCAGGCGACGAGGUAUUAUCGCUUGCGGAUAAUUGCGACGCCAUAUUGGGCCGUGAAAACUCGUGACGGUUAUCUUGCAAGACAAAAACCGAAGAACUCUCGAAGCCCAAUGAUUUUUACUAAUAUUAUUUAUAAUCAAUUUUUAUACGAACGAUAUUUAUCGAGAAAAAAACAUGAUUUUUUCGUGGCUACGAAUAAUCCGCGAUAAAAUAAUACGGUGCUUUAGAAACAAAAGCAUUUUUUAAUGACAAACUAACAAAAUACAGCGACGAGAAGUUAUGAAAAACCAUUUUCAACGCAGUCCUCAACGUUCCGGGGCCGAAAUAAAUCUUUCAAUUGUACAGUUCAAAUUACAUAUUAAUAUUAAUAGCUCUUGUGAUUACGAACGAAGGAUAUUUUUUUUUCUGGUUAAAGAGAUUCAUCUGGUAUCGAGCAAUUCAAAACUAAAACUGUUGUGUCUAGCACAGUUGACUCAGAUUUUCAGAGUGCUUGGCCUCCAAAGUUCAACCUCCUUCGAGACCAAUCCAUUUAUUUCGAACCUCGUUUCAAGACGCAUGUGGGACCGUGUUGAAUUCGAAAGUCUUUUUUUGUUCGUUUCUCUCGAACAGGAUAUACUGAGGGCUUGAAAUAUGGACAGAAGCUUUCGUGGAUGUCGAUAUCUGUAUUCGUAUUUUUUGUUCGAUUAUCAGAUGAACUGCUUUAACAAUUUUUUUUUUAUUAUAUAUAUAUUUUUUAUUUUGACAGAAGAAAGUGCAUGAUCGAAAUGCGAAUGGAUGACGUCGAGAUGUAAAUAUGGAAGAAUUGUGCUUUAGUUUUUUAAUUGCAAUUCAGUUUCGAUGUUUCGUUAGAAUUUGUUCGAAAUCAUCGUUUUGUUUUGUUCAAUUGUUCUCUGUGUAUAUUACGAUAUUUGCGUUUUUAAUGAACGGAGAGAAGAAAAAGUUCUCUAAAUUUCCAUUUCUCUGUGACAAUUUUAUUUCAUUUAUUCAACAAAUCAGAGAAAUUGGACACAAUUGUGCUUAGCAUUUCUAUCACCUUGUAUCUAAUAAAACGAAUAUUUGUACAAA